Molecule: messenger RNA, 1114 nt
Organism: Drosophila arizonae
Lineage: Eukaryota; Metazoa; Arthropoda; Insecta; Diptera; Drosophilidae
Gene: GV1
Product: nuclear protein GV1
Source: RefSeq, a predicted model, not a curated record
UGCGCUGCUUUCAGUGUGGCCCGUGUCUCCAAUGUGUUUUGUCACGCUUAAAGCGCUGCCCUCGGUAUAGCAAACGAAACGAAAACAAAACAAAGCCAGCACAGUAAACAUUCAAUAAAACGGCAGCAGCACCAACUAACGAAAUUCAGCAAUCUAAACUUUAAUUUUGAUUAGAAGUUUCAAAUUACAAUCAUGCCUUCCAUUUGCCUGCUGCUAGUCAUCUGCCUCGUCGCGUGCAGCGAAGCGAUACGCGUGGAUUGGGGCACCAAUACGGGUCCCAUAGUGCCGCCGCCCCCGCGCACUACACCCGCGCCGCCCAGCCGGCCAUACCGUGAGCCGGCGCCUGUCUGGGAGGACCAGAGUGACGACAUUCCCAACCCACGACCCUACGUCUAUGUGCUGCCGCCUCCAUCCCGGCCCCGAACCUGGGUCAUACCCGCCGGCCCCUAUGCACCGCCCAACUACAACAACCAGCCGCCCAAGUACAAUAACUAUGGCCAGCUAGUUGAUCCCUAUAGCAGUGCCAAUGCAGGAGCGAGACCAGCCACUGGCACCGUCGCUGUGCCAGCACUGGCGGCUCAGUAUGUGCCCGGAGUGGGCAUCAAAUAYACUGCGAUUGCGCCCAACAACAACAAGCUGCAGGGCAAAUACAAUGCGAAGACCAAGAAGUACAAGGCCUACGAGAAGGCGAAAUAUGCUCCAUGGAACUAUUUGCAGCUGCUGCCCGUGGAGGAGAAGGCGCUGGACUGGCAGGAGGCGGAGGAGGCGCCAGUGAAGGAGCCGCACUCUGAAAUGCCGCUAGACACACUCAGCUCCUCCACGACUGCAGCGCCCAACAGCAGCAGCAGCAGCCCAGCAACAGUAACAACAACAACAACAACAGCAACACCAACAACUGCUGCAACGCAAACUUCAGCAACGCAACAAACGACAACAACAACAACAACGACGACGGCCGCUAUGUUUGCCAAUUACAAGCUGGCACAUGAGAAGAGCGCCUACCUGAAGAAGCACAACAAGUUGAAGAAGCUGCUCGAAAAGCUGCAGGCACCCAGCAGCCCGACGCAAGCGAACGCGACCUCAAGUUGAGCGCUACAUAAAAAAAAAUUAAAAA